Messenger RNA from Procambarus clarkii (red swamp crayfish), 4269 nucleotides. Lineage: Eukaryota; Metazoa; Arthropoda; Malacostraca; Decapoda; Cambaridae. The record is from RefSeq and is a predicted model, not a curated record.
CCUUGAUCGACUUACUAGAGUGUGAAGGCACUAAAGUGCCAGAGGAGGCAGAUAUAAGGGAGUAACUACAACCAAGGUCAGCAGCCACGUCUGUCUUGGCGGAAAAUUAUUUUCGCGAUGUGGGUGCAGUAAGAGGUCAUAUUCCAGCUUCAACAACUUGAAGGUUGAUGGUUGUAUUUGCUCAGUGUUAUGAUGCUGUACUGCUGUUGUAGUGGCGGAAACAGUUGUGUGGAGUAGGUUGUGCGGAGAAGAGUGUGUUGUAACCUGUAGCAUUUGUUUCUCAGGUUUACACACACAAAAGCUGGUUUCUUUACUGUAAUUAAAUUCACUUGUUCUGCUUUUAAUCUCAAGUGUUGUAUUGACUGGGAACCAAAUGUUACUUUUGUCACUUAUUAUUGGCUACUUAACAGAUGUCACGGUACUAUGUAGCCUUGAGCAGUAUAUAAUGCUACAAGCUUUGUAUGAAAAUUUGACUCAUAAUUUAUGUAUGUUAAACAAUAAUAAUAAUCUUUAUUUAAGCAAAAGUAAAUGCGUACAUAAAUACAUACAUGAAUGGGAUAUAAGAAGAUUGUAUGAAUCGAGGGUAGGGCAGGUGCAAUGUUUAAAGCCACUAAUAUGCAGAGCAUUUUGGGCAUAAAAUGAAAAUAAACUAAAUGAGAUGGAAAAACAAUAAUUAAUUGAGGUAGAUCAAUACAAAAUGUCAAUUAUUACAGGAUUAGAAAAGCAAAAAUAUCAGCAGAACAUAUUUUACAGACAGUACUAGUACUGUAUAAACAGAAGGAAUACAAUUUAUUAAAUUUUUACUUGGCAAAUAACAGCAGUAGUACAGGUUCAGUAAUUAAUGUUCAAUAACAGCAAAACAUGGGUUGAUAUUUAGGAAGUAAUGUAGGUUACAAAGAGUUAAUCAGGUAGUCUGUAGUUUCUCUUUUUUAAACCGAUUGCGAGAAGGACAGUUGUUUAUGUGAUUAGGGAGGUCAUUCCACAUUUUGGGACCCUUGAUUUGCAGAGCAUUUCUGCUUUAUGUUGCACUCGUGGGAUGUCAAAUAGAUAUUACUUAUAGAAUAGAUAUUUAAUUAGAUAUUUGUUUCUAAUGAGGUGCCCAUAUGUUCUAUUACAGCCCUCAGGGAAGAGUUUAAGGUCUAGAUUAGUAUUGUAGUUCAGUGUUCUAUGUAUAUAUACAUAGAGUAUAUACACUUGAGAGGAUGUACAGUGACUUAAUAUCUAACAUAUUCAAAGAUAUAAGGAAAGGGCACGAGUGCUAUAUGUGGCUUGAGUUUGUUACUGUUCAAAUUGUUGAUUUGUGUUGAGUAAUUAGAGGUCAUAGAUAAUUUUGGGUAUUAGAACCCCAGGCACAAUACCGUAUGCGAGAUACCAUAGAUGAGAGUAAUAAAGCGUUACCAGGGCAGAGCGAGGUACACAGUACAGUAUAUGAUAUUAGGAAAAAUGGUAACUGUUUUAGAAAUUGUUUUGCUAUACUGUAUUUUGUAUAUGGCACUGGAAUUUAAUUUCUAAGGAAUUUAUCAUCUAUUGUUACUUAUUUUGGUAUUGUUUAUUCUUAGGUUGAUCUGAUCUGGAGUUAUUACCAAACAAAAAAACUGAAGGUUUUAUCAGCUUUAAGGAGCAAGGCGAGAAUGGUAUUGACACGACUCUCACACUUUGGAGAGGUGUGUCCUUUGAGUGACCACAGUUACAGUGAUCCAGCAGCCCUACCCAAUCCUGCACAUCAUGCUCCUAACAGCAAGCGCUUUCCUGUAAAUGUUGGGAUAAAAUCCUCACAUUCGACAUCACCAUCAGCCUUACAAGCAGCAUCAUCAGCAGCAACAUUGACAAGUCCAUCAUUUUCACCAUCAACCUCAUCAUUGUCAUUGCCAUCUACAUCUGUCACAGCUUCACAGGCAUUACUGCCAUCAGCAUCAACAUCUGUUUCAUCUACAGAUUCACAAAAGAAUGAAGCUAUUAGAAUACACAUCCUUGACCUUCCAAAUGAAAUUUUUGAAAAUAUAUUUGCAUACCUUACUUUCAAGAAAAUUGGAGAAAUAAGGCGGGCUUGUAAGAGGUUUGAGCAGAUUGGAUCAACCAUCCUGAAUGCAUCUUUUCAACGCCUUCAGAUUAAAAUGCUUCAAAGAUUUCAAUCCAUUAAGGGACAGAUGCCACGUCGUGAAUCAGCACGCCGCAAGCAUCCAUUGGCUCGUGAAUCUGACAUAGUUGAAACUUUACAUAUGCGCCUCACUUUACUUCAGAUGUCUUUUGGAAAACACAUUGAACGCAAACAUUGUUGCUUCUUUGCUGGAGAUAUUUUAGAUGAAGUUCACCGCAUUUUGACCUACAUCAAAACGACCCCCAAUUUAGGCCGAGCAUACAAAGUAACUGAUGAGCUCUUUGAUCUUUCCACCAUGGCCAUGGAAUAUUUUAAGGAACACAUUGAACCAUGCCUUCCAGAAAUCACAUACUUUGGAUCGGAUUUCAUGGACAUAGCUACACCAUUCUCAGAGGGUUGUAGUGUACGCUCACCUAGUGGCAGUGGAAGAGUGUCCGAGCCAGAAGAUGAACUUCCUGAGCGUGAUCCCCUUCCUCCAUCUAACAUGGUCUUGCGCAAGAGGAUCAGACGCAUCCGUCAAGGAAUGAGAAAGUAUAAUACACAGUUGGUUGCUCUAAAACGUGAGCUGAAAGGAUGCAAAGGCAAGUUAGCUGACCAACACAAACAAAUGAUAGAGUAUGCAGCACGCAUGGAUGAGUAUGACAAGAAAUUUGAGGAAUCUUCACGUAAAUUCAGCACUGUGCUCCAGGAGCUGAACAAGUGCAAGACCGAGCUUCAGUACUGGCGGUCCAAGUCACCAGCACACCCUCUCUUGUGCUACAGUUGUGGCCAGUCAGUUGGGGAGGGGUCAGGCCAGCAACUGCAGGCUGGUGUAUUAAUGCAGGGUGGAGAUGAAGCUGUUGUUUAUGUUCCCCUUGCAACUGCUUCAAUUCCAGAGAGUGUAGAGAAGUGUAGUCCUCCAGGUGUUAUCCUUGCUCGAGAUGAGGCUCGAGAAAGGUGGCAUGCAGUUGGAGGUUCAGUGAGGAACCUUGAACGUGUUUUUGAUUUAGACAUCCCCAUCCAUGCCAGAUCUGUAGUAGCUCAUCACAAAUCAAAAACUCCUAGCUCUCAAUCUCAAUCUCUACUUCCAGGCCUUUAUUCCUCUCAAACCACAGUUGCCUCUCAGAGUGUAGAUGAAUCCCAAGGUGGGACCGCCUCUCCUCUGGCAAGUUCUCACUCAUCAAGUGUCAGUAACCAAGUGUAUGUUGCACAACAUUCAUUAGGAACCCACUCUCAAAUAAGCACUUCCCAGCCAGUGACAGUUCCCUGUGUGUUGUCUACUCCUUGUGCUCGGACUACAUCUGUUGCCUUGUCUGCUGCUACUACCAUCACAAAGCCUCAGCCUGUUAUUGCCUCCCAACCUUACUCUGCCUUUCAGGCAUGUACUGCCUCUCAAGACACACGACAUAAGUGGGAUGAUGGUCAGGAGUGUGCUGAAGACUUGUCCAUGUCUCGCUCCUACAAACAUUAUUUAGAUGAAGAUACAGACAGUAGUUUUCUAAAGCGUCGUUCAAGUGAUGAGGACAGUGAUAAUUGUGAUGUUUGUGAUGACACUGUUGGACGAAGGGUUAAGGAACGAAAGAGAAUCAAGUUGGAUAUUUUGUAAAGGCCUAAUUUUAUUUGGUGUUAUAUGUGGAUAUUUUGGUUAUUGUAGUGUCUAUUUCCAGGAGGGAGUCAAAAAAUUGUUUCACAAUAAUUUUCCUCCUAUUUACUUGAUCUAAAUUCAGAGCAUUAAGACACAUCAGAAACAGUGAGACAGACUUGGCCCCUGCCAGAGUAUACAUAGUACUUUUAAAAUACAGUAAAUCAAUAUUUUUUUGGUUAUUUAUUGAUUGGGAGAAGGGAGCUUCUUUUGCUGCCUUUUACAACAUUAGUAUGAAGCAUGUUCUCAUCCAAACCCUGUACAGAAGUUUGAAUUUAUCAAUGCAGCUUAUUUGGAGGCUUGUGGAUAAUUACAUACUUGGAGGCUAGUGUGGAGAAAUGCAAAUUGAUAAAGUAUAUUUUUUAAAACUUUACUGGUGGACACUGAUUUUUUCACAUCUCUAGAUAAAUGGGUGAAUUGAGAUAAUGUUGUAUAUGCCAUUGCAUUAUUGUAUGUUUAGUUUGUGCAAUUGAAAGGUGAACAGAAUUUAUUAUAUGUACUGUAUAUGUUAUAUUUGUGGAUUUAUAAUUGGAUAAAUAUUGCAAAAUAA